Closterium sp. Naga37s-1 is the source of this 547-nucleotide messenger RNA. Lineage: Eukaryota; Viridiplantae; Streptophyta; Zygnematophyceae; Desmidiales; Closteriaceae. The record is from the annotation of a GenBank genome assembly.
AUGGCGUCGCACUGUUCGCAGGCAACGCCCCUGGUGACGGGUGUCCUUUCCGCGCCGCUCCGAGCCUCUCGCGUGGCCCUACUUCCGUCCGCGCGCCCCUUCCCGGCUUUCUCCCGUCCGUGUGGGCCCCUCAGGACAGUCGAUGCUCCGCUUGCGCGCCGAGCCGUUGCAAUUCGGGCAGGGAGAGCCGUCGGAUCCAACGACGCGUCCCCCCGAGCCGUUAGAUCCCAUAAAUCUGACGUGGCGGCCCCCCGUGAAUCUUCUCCGCGCGCCGCUGUUGGCGUUGACUGCGGUGACGUGGCGUCCGCCAGUCACGCAUCGCCUCGUGGCCGCAUUGUUUUUGCGUUCGCCGGCGCGUUGGUCGCGAUUCAUCUGGCCGCCGCCGCGAGUCCUCUCGAGGCAGUCGCCGCCGCUUUCAACGCCGCCCACCCAUGGGUGGAAGCAGCGGAGCAGUCGCCAUAUGCACGCGCGCAGGAGGACCAGGCUCAACUGCUAUGGCAGGGGGUGCCUGCGAUGUGCUGUGCUGUUUGCGUGCUGCCACAGCCAG